AUGUCUAUGAGAGAAAUUAAACUCUGUCUUCUUGGGGAUUCAGGGGUUGGCAAAUCAAGUCUUGUUCAACGAUUUGUUUCAGAUACUUUUAACACUCAUUCACAGCCCACAAUAGGAGCUUCUUUUAUGUCUAAAACAUUGGUUGUUGAUGACCAGUCUUAUAAAUUUCAAAUAUGGGACACAGCAGGGCAAGAAAAAUAUCGCGGUUUAGCUCCUAUGUAUUACAGGGGUGCUGCAGCAGCAAUCAUCGUCUAUGACAUCACAAGAGAGUCUUCCUUCUCUGCUGUUAAGAUGUGGGUCAGAGAACUAGAACAGUAUGGUCCUGGAGAUGUAGUGCUGGCCAUAGCCGGCAACAAAGCAGAUCUGGUUGACCAAAGAGAGGUUACUUAUGAUGAAGCCCAUAAAUAUGCAGACCAGAUUAAUGCCACGUUUGUGGAAACCAGUGCAAAAACUGCAGUCAACGUUACUCAGUUAUUUACAGCCAUUACAAGGAAACUUCCAGCUGAAAUUAUAGUUUCAACCCAUAAUACAGUAAGGCCGACCCGAGCACCGCAGAAAUCAGAAAAAAGCAAAUGUUGUCGAAGUUAG
Saccoglossus kowalevskii is the source of this 588-nucleotide messenger RNA. RefSeq names its product ras-related protein Rab-22A-like. Gene Ontology annotation, molecular function: GTP binding; GTPase activity. Lineage: Eukaryota; Metazoa; Hemichordata; Enteropneusta; Harrimaniidae. The record is from RefSeq and is a predicted model, not a curated record.